GGUUUGAAAUAUAAAUUGGUAAGUUUCACCGCCAUGUGGAAUGGUUUGGUGGUAAGCGAAGUUAGUGUGGUAGGGACGCAAAACGUCGCGAAUAAGCGCGCGAAACGCACGCGCACGCCAUCUUGAUUUAAAAAGUUUGAGGCCGUUGGUAUCGAUUCGUUUUCGAUUAAGUUUUCGAAUUUUGUUAUUCUAUCGUGUAAGAAUACGGAUUUUAUUUAAAAAAUUCAGAAAGGUAAAGGAAGUGGCUGUUGGUGCAUUCGCAGCGCAGUGCUGUGUAAUAAAGUGAUCGACUUUUGUGUCUGUGCUCUUGAUAAGUGAAUUGUCUAUGGUGUUGCAAAAUUUAAAAAUUUAAUUGUCAACAAUGCAGGGGUCGCGAUGGGAGGUGUUUUGGCUUCCAAUAAUGUUGGCGGCGUCUGUGUGCGGUAGUGACAUACUUAUGAUCACAAUGGGCGGCACCAAAUCACAUAAAAUGCCCUUUUGGGAGCUUGCUAGAGGAAUGAUAAGAAGAGGGCACAACAUAACCCUGAUGAGUGCGUUCCCUCCCGACUUUCACAUCCCCGGAUUGGAGGAGAUAGCCCCGGAGGGUCUGGCCUCUUACGUGCGAGGGUACAUGACCUUCGACCUGGUGGGAGCCCGAAUGAGGGGGGAAGAGCCGUUACCACUUUACGAUAUACUUAGAUAUGGAUAUGAGGCUUGCGAAGCGUUUCUUGAUGACUUCGAGACAAGAUCCUUCCUUCGUUCUGGAAGAACCUAUGAUCUUAUCAUACUCGACGGCGCGUAUCCAGAAUGCGCGUUGGGCGUGGUCUAUCGACUUAAAGUUCCCUUCAUGUACAUCAACACCGUUGGCUUCUACUCUGGUCCUGCCAGUAUGUCAGGAAGUCCUGCUCCGUAUUCCGUUACGCCAUUCUUUGGCAGAGCUUUCACUGAUAACAUGGGAUUCAUUGAUAGAGCAUUGAACUCAGUUUGGCUUGUCGGGUCUAUAUUUGCUCAUGGUUUCAGCAUGACAAUUCUACAAGGAGUUUUACGACGACAUUUCGGUCAGCAAAUACCCCAUGUGUACGAUAUGGCAAAGAAUGUCAGCUUUAUAUUACAAAAUGGACAUUUCUCUGUAUCCUAUCCGAGACCUUACCUACCAAAUGUCGCUGAAGUCGCCUGCAUCCAUUGCAAGGAGCCGAAAAAACUGAAUGCCGAUAUUGAAGAGUGGAUAGCUGGUGCAGGCGAAGCUGGUUUCGUGUACGUGUCCAUGGGGUCUUCAGUGAGGACAAAUAAGAUGCCACUUGCAGCCCAUCAUAUGAUUGUAAAGGCCCUUGGCCGGUUGCCACAGAGAGUUCUAUGGAAGCAAGACGCAGCACAGAACCUAACGGAUAUUCCUUCAAAUGUGAGGCUAUAUAAAUGGCUGCCACAACAAGAUUUACUCGGUCACCCAAGGAUAAAGGCAUUCGUAACACACGGUGGUCUCCUCAGCAUGUUUGAGACGGUGUAUCACGGGGUGCCAAUCGUUUCCAUUCCUGUCUUCUGUGAUCACGAGGCUAACGCAGCUAAAGCAGAGGUCGACGGCUACGCUAAAAUACUAAACCUUCAAUAUCUUACCUCUGAUAAACUUUACAGAGCUAUCAAAGAAGUUAUUGACGAACCUAAAUAUAAAAUUGAAGUAAAAAAGAGACAAAUAUUACUAAGAGACCAGAAAGAGACACCAUUAGAAAGAGCCAUCUAUUGGACGGAAUAUGUAAUUAGGCACAAAGGAGCCUAUCAUUUAUUGUCACCGGCCAAAGACCUCAACUUCUUCCAGUACUACCUUUUAGAUGUUGCUUUCGCUUUCUUUGUUAUUUUAAUUACUAUUUCAGUCCUUAUCUCUUUUGUUAUAAGGCGCAGUUUUAACUGGCUAGUCGAUUAUUUACAAAGUAGACGUAUGGACAAAUUACUCGAUAAUUCGAGUAACAUAUUAAAAAGUUCUAAAAAGCUAUAUGACAGCAAGACGAUAGUGAAGAAAAAUUUAUAAGUUUGAAAUUGUAUUUUAUUUUUUACUUAGGUUAGAUUAACUAUGGCUCAAAUUAAUUUAAUUCACUUUACGAUAAAGAAG
This is a messenger RNA of Papilio machaon (common yellow swallowtail), 2080 nucleotides long. RefSeq names its product UDP-glucosyltransferase 2 (gene Ugt50B3). The transcript is spliced from 7 exons. Gene Ontology annotation, molecular function: UDP-glycosyltransferase activity. The coding region runs from base 362 to 1999 and encodes 545 amino acids. The record is from RefSeq and is a predicted model, not a curated record. NCBI's taxonomy places the organism in Eukaryota, Metazoa, Arthropoda, Insecta, Lepidoptera, Papilionidae.